Messenger RNA from Cololabis saira (Pacific saury), 4477 nucleotides. Its product is annotated as GTPase IMAP family member 8-like. The record is from RefSeq and is a predicted model, not a curated record. NCBI's taxonomy places the organism in Eukaryota, Metazoa, Chordata, Actinopteri, Beloniformes, Belonidae. The transcript has 6 exons. Bases 167 to 3736 code for a protein of 1189 amino acids. Gene Ontology annotation, molecular function: GTP binding.
AAUCUGCUGUUGAACUCCAGUUGAUCUCCAGCUGAUCUCCAGCUGAUCUCCAGUUGAUCUCCAGUUGAUCUCCAGCUGAUCUCCAGUUGAUCUCCAGCUGAUCUCCAGUUGAUCUCCAGCUGAUCUCCAGCUGAAAUUCUCCUUGUGCUUCAGCAUCAACGUCAGGAUGGCAGCGGCGGCUGAACCAGUGUCUGAGCUGAGGGUUGUUCUGCUGGGGAGCAGCUGGAGUCAGAGGAACUCAGUGGAGAACUUCAUACUGGAACACAGCGUAUUCAACACAAAACCUCUCAGCUGCACCAGAAACACCAGCCAGUUUAGAAACAAACCUGUAACAGUCAUCAACACUCCAGAUCUGUUGAGUCCUACAGAGGACAAACUGAACAAGUUUCUGAAACACUGUGCGAGAGUCUCUGAUCCUGGACCUCAUGUGUUCGUGUUGGUCCUAAAACCUGAAGACUUCAAUGAGGAACACAAAGAGACGCUCUGCAGAAUCCUUGAAACUUACAACGAUCAGUCAUUUGAUCAAUGCCUAAUACUGGUUACACCCAGAGAGGAGAGCUCCGGCUUGAGGGAAAGCCACAUGGAAAAUCCAACAUUGAAGGAGAUGAUCAGAAAAUGCAGAUACAGACACCUGGAGAUGAGUGAAAUGAGCCGUUCAGAGCUGCUAACAUGCUUGGGUCAAGUUGCAAAAGAGAAAGACGGAAAACAUCUGACCUAUGGAGUAUUUGAAGAAACAACUUCACCAGGUAGAGGAAUGUUUUCUCCAAUGUCACUACUUUGGGAAAACUCUCCAUCUGAACCGUCUGAACUUAGGAUUGUGCUGUUGGGGACAAGUGAGGUCAAAAAGAAGAAACUUGUUGAUUUUAUCGUCCAGUCUCAAGAUUUCCAAUCAAAACAAGUCAUAGAUGUUUGGACUCAAAAAUCAUCAAGUUGUGUAGCCUCUGGAGAGUGGAGAGGGAAACCAGUAACAGUAGUGAACACACCAGGCAUGUUCAUCUUAUCUGAGGAUAAAAUAAGAAGAGAGGUGGAUUGUUGUAUGGAGCUCUGUUCUCCAGGACCAAAUGUUCUGUUGCUGUUUGUGAACACGUCUAAUUUCUCUGAAGAGAACAGACAAAAGCUGAAGUUCAUCAUGAACCUAUUCGGGCAAGAUUCCCUCCAACAUUCAAUGGUCAUCAUGACACAUAGAAAUGACAUGAGCGUCAGUGAACUCCUGGAAGAUUGUGAGGGAAGACACCACUACCUGUUUGCAGAUAACAAGGAAUCACUGAUGGAGAAGAUUGAAAAAACAGCAAAGAAACUCAUACAAACCUCCACGACUGAAGAGCAACAAAUUAAACCAGUUUUAAACCUGGUUCUGUUUGGGAGACAAGGAGCAGGGAAAACCUCGGCAGCCAAGGCCAUUUUAGGUCGGAGAGAUCUUCGUUCAGUCUCCAACUCACCAGAGUGUGUCCAGAAUCAAGGAGAGGUGUGUGGACGUCAGGUUUCCCUGGUGGAGCUGCCUGCCUUGGGUGGAAAACCUCCAGAGGAAGUGAUGGAGGAAUCAUUCAAGUGUGUCUCCCUGUGUGAACCUGAGGGCGUCCACGCCUUCGUCCUGGUCCUACCUGUGGGUCCACUCACCGAUGAGGACAAGAGGGAGCUGCAGACCAUCCAGAACACCUUCAGCUCUCGAGUCAAUGACUUCACCAUGAUUCUGUUCACCGUGGACUCAGAUCCCACCCUUCCAGAUGUUGUUAACUUCGUGGAAAAGAGCGAAGACUUCCAGGAGCUCCGUCAGAGCUGUGGAGGGAGAUCUCUCAUCUUCAACAUUAAGAGUAAUCAGCAGGUCCCAGAGCUGCUGGAUGCUGUUGAAAAGAUGAACCAACUCCAAAACUUCUGCAGUUACUCAGCAGAAACAUUCAUGAAGGCCCAAAUAGAAAGAGUCGUACAAGAAGAGAGAGACAACACUGCACUGAGAGCUGAAGUAAAGGAGCUGAAAGAAGCACAGAUGUGUGAUGAAGAGCAGCAGAGCUCAGACUGUCUCAGGAUGGUUCUGAUUGGGAAGACCGGCUGUGGAAAAAGCUCCUCAGGAAACACCAUUUUAGGAAGAAAAGCGUUUAAAGCUGAAUUAAAGCAAACUUCAGUCACCAAACUCUGUAAGAAAGAAGUGGGUGAAGUGGACGGUCGUGCUGUUGCUGUGGUCGACACUCCCGGUCUGUUUGACUCGACUCUGUCACUUGACGAGGUCAACGAGGAAAUGCUGAAGUGCAUCAGUCUUGUGUCUCCAGGACCCCACGUCUUCCUGGUGGUGGUGCAGAUCGGCAGAUUAACCCCCGAGGACAAGGACACACUCAAACUCCUCAGGGAAGCUUUUGGCAAGAAUUCAGAACAGUUCACCAUCAUCCUUUUUACAUAUGGUGACGCAUUAGAACAUGAAGAAAGAUCUGUUGAAGAUUACAUCAGAGAGGAUGACUCAUUGCAGAAGCUGAUCAAUGACUGUGGAGGAAGGUACCACGUGUUCAAUAACUAUGAUAAAAACAAUCAUCAACAGGUCAGAGAUCUGAUAAGAAAGACUGAUGACAUGUUGAAGAGAAGCAAUGGCAACUACUACACCAAUGAGAUGCUGCAAGAAGCUGAAGCAGCAAUAAAGAAGGAGAUGGACAGAAUCCUGCAGGAGAAGGAAGAAGAAAUACGGAGAGAAAAGGAGGAACUCAAACAAAAACAUGAAGAAGAAAUGCAAGAAAUGAAAAGAAAAAUGGAAGAAGAGAGAGAAAAACUACAACAACAAACUGAGCUGAAACUCAAGGAAAUGAAGGAAAAUAUAAAUAAAGAGCAAGAAGAGAAAAAAAGGGAACAGGAAGAGAGGGAAGAGGAGAAGAGGAAAAGGGAACGUAGUGACGAAGAACAUCGCCAGAGAUUCAAUAGACAGCUUGAAAUGUUGAACAAACAAAUUCAGUCAGAAAAAGAGGAAAAGAAAAGCGUUAGCAGAGAGUUGGAACAGACCCGGGAAAAGUGGAGAAAGGAUAAGGAGGAUUUUGAGAAAGAAUGUAAAGAAUUGUGGGAAAAACGGAGGAAAGAAGAUGAAGAGAGACGACAGAAGGAGCAGAAACGACUGGAAGAACUCAAGGAUCAAUACAAGAAGGAGAAAGAAAUGUAUGAAAAGACAAUGGAGGAGGAAAACAUCAGAAGAGAAAAGGUGUGGAACGUCGCAGCAGGAAUAGCAGCAGGAGUAGGAGCAGCAGCAGCAGCAGCACAAGCAGGAGUGGGAUUAGCAGCGGCAGCAGGAGUGGGAGCAGCAGCAGCAGUAGGAGUGGGAGCAGCAAGAUUAGUAGUAGCAGCAGGAGUGGGAGCAGCAAGAUUAGUAGUAGCAGCAGCAAGAUUAGUAGUAGCAGCAGUAGGAUUAUUAGCAGUACUAGGAGUAGCAGCAGCAGCAGGAGUGGGAGCAGCAGCAGCAGCAGGAGUGGGAGCAGCAAGAUUAGUAGUAGCAGCAGGAGUGGGAGCAGCAAGAUUAGUAGUAGCAGCAGGAGUGGGAGCAGCAAGAUUAGUAGUAGCAGCAGCAAGAUUAGUAGUAGCAGCAGGAGUGGGAGCAGCAAGAUUAGUAGUAGCAGCAGCAAGAUUAGUAGUAGCAGCAGGAGUGGGAGCAGCAAGAUUAGUAGUAGCAGCAGGAGUGGGAGCAGCAAGAUUAGUAGUAGCAGCAGGAGUGGGAGCAGCAAGAUUAGUAGUAGCAGCAGCAAGAUUAGUAGUAGCAGCAGCAGGAUGAGUAGGAGCAGCAGUAGGAUUAGCAGUAGUAAUAGGAGUAGCAGGAGGAGCAGGAGGAGCAGGAGCAGCAGGAGGAGCAGGAGGAGCAGGAGGAGCAGGAGCAGCAGGAGGAGCAGGAGGAGCAGGAGCAGCAGGAGGAGCAGGAGUAGCAGGAGUAGUAGGAGGAGCAGGAGUAGUAGGAGGAGCAGGAGGAGCAGCAGGAGGAGCAGCAGGAGGAACAGCAGGAGGAGCAGGAGUAGCAGGAGGAGCAGGAGGAGCAGGAGGAGCAGGCGCAGCAGGAGGAGCAGGAGUAGUAGGAGGAGCAGGAGGAGCAGCAGGAGGAGCAGCAGGAGGAGCAGGAGUAGCAGGAGCAGCAGGAGGAGCAGGAGUAGCAGGAGCAGCAGGAGGAGCAAGAACAGUAAAGCGGUUGUGGGACGUCAGGCAUUAAAAACUAAGUCAAAGUAACUUGCAUGUCAAUCCAUGAGUUUUAUUUCAUAAAGUUUGGUCAAAUCCACAUGAUCUAACUUCAGAAAUGAAGGUGUCAGUUCAGACAAGAUUAUCAAUAAUGUUUUUCUCUUCAACUAACGAGGAGCAUGAUAUUUAUGUCAAAGAAAUCAAAUGUUUAAUCUGAUGUAAACACAAAUAUGAUUGAAGCUGAGCAGAUGAAUCAAUAAUAAAAUGCAUACAUUUAAAAUGAAGCAUACAUAAUAAAUAUAUAACAUAUAUUACAUAAUUAUAACUAUCCCUCUCAACAUGUAUGUAG